Brugia malayi is the source of this 1239-nucleotide messenger RNA. RefSeq names its product Protein-tyrosine phosphatase containing protein. Lineage: Eukaryota; Metazoa; Nematoda; Chromadorea; Rhabditida; Onchocercidae. Gene Ontology annotation, molecular function: protein tyrosine phosphatase activity. The transcript has 10 exons. The coding region runs from base 1 to 1239 and encodes 412 amino acids. Gene Ontology annotation, biological process: protein dephosphorylation. The record is from RefSeq and is a predicted model, not a curated record.
AUGCAUAAAAAGCGUAAAACUAAAACGCGACAUCUGAAGCAAUUGAAAGAUGACGGAAGUGAAUUGGUUACAUGCGAAGAAGAUGUAAAUGAACGUCCAAGUUACGAACGUCCAAGCCGAAAAAUUCGUGUAUUAACACGAAAAGGGAAAGGUAGAUCAAGAGAAAGAUUUAAAGUAAUACGUGGUAUAAAAGGGGAAGAAAAAAGACGAAAAACAUAUAUUAAAGAUGAAGCGGUAAAAGAAGUUGAUUUUGAGCUUGAUUCAGCAUACAAAGAUGCUAUAGCAGUUACUGAUAAAAUUGGUGAUAAUGCUUUUGAAUGUGUUAGAACCAUUUGUCGUAGAGGUUUACGACCGAUAUUGAAAGAUUUUGCAACUAUUCGAAAAUUUUUACCACCUGAGAUUACAACGAUUAUGUUUGAUCGACAUCCUGCUAAAAAUCGUUACACCGAUGUGAUGUGUCUCGAUAAGACGAGAGUAGUGCUGAAGGAUCGUCCAAGAAACAACGAUUACAUUCAUGCUAAUUGGGUUCAACUCUCGGCUAGUAGACGAUACAUUUGUACGCAAGGACCACUCGAAGAAACUAUCGAAGAUUUCUGGUGGAUGAUUUUUAAGGAAGAAGUAAAAGCAAUUGUAAUGUUAUGCGAUUUUAUCGAAGAUGGCGAAUCAAAAUGCGCCGAAUAUUAUCCUUUAACAACUGGUGAAAAAGUUCGAUAUGGUGGAAUUACUGUGAAAAAUGAAAGAGAUGGCCAACAUUUAGAUUCAAUUACCUGUCAAAUAAUGAGCGUACGAUUAGAAGGUGAUACACAUCAGGUAUAUCACUAUAGAUUGCUAAAUUGGCCGGAUCGUUCAUCACCACGUUCCGGUGCACCAAUAGUUGCAUUAAUUACAAAACUAAAAAUACUAAAUGAAAAAGGACCAAUUGUCGUACAUUGUUCGGCUGGUAUCGGUCGAACAGGUACACUUUGCGCCGUUGAUUAUGCCAUUGAUCGACUUAAUGAAGAAGGCACUGUUUCUCCGCCUGAUAUUGUCAAAGAGAUUCGUCACCAACGACUACAUUCGGUGCAGUCAGUAUUACAGUACAUAUUCAUACACAUUUGUCUGAUUGAGUAUAUGCAUACCUUCAAAUCAUUGCCACACGAUACACUGACACGACGGUUUCGACGUGACUACGAAAGAUAUUUGAAAAAAUUUAAUGAACGUUUAACAAAAGAUAAGCAACAAGCAAGUAAUUCUACGUAA